Diachasmimorpha longicaudata is the source of this 1861-nucleotide messenger RNA. Its product is annotated as translation initiation factor IF-2. The record is from RefSeq and is a predicted model, not a curated record. The transcript has 7 exons. Lineage: Eukaryota; Metazoa; Arthropoda; Insecta; Hymenoptera; Braconidae. Bases 153 to 1073 code for a protein of 306 amino acids.
AAAGCCGCUCUCUGUACGGCGCCACACACAGACAGUCACAGAUAGCGAGACAGAGCAGGAGCCCCGCGAGCUCCCACUAUUUUAAUCCGAGUCCGAGUUUAAGUUUAUCAAUAACGGAUUUACGUGUGUGAAUAAUCACGGUCUUGUGUGCGAUGAAGUUCACAGCGACAGUCCUUGUGGCCGCGUGCCUGAUUGCUCUAGUCAGCUCUAUUCCAGUUCCCGAGAGCGAGGGACUCCAAUCUCGGGCACUGGAUCGCUUAGUCAUGGUCGAAGACGACAACGACGCCGCCCUAAGAAGUAAAAGAACGAUCGGCAUACUCCGUCAGCUCUUCCCUGGCAUCUCCCAGGACGUAAAUCCCGAAGCGGAAAAUCAAGUCGCUCAAGACGGGGAUCAGGCGGGUUCGGAGAACAACGAAGUCCGAGUGCAGUUCGACGAUCAAGGAACAUCGGCGAACGAAGCAGUGCAAUCGGAAUUGGCUCCCCUGGAGGAGAUAGAGGUGAGCGACGACGAGAACAGGAACAAGAGAUUCCUGAACUUCGGCUUCGGGGGAAAUAACGGAGGAACUGGGGGCAGUGCUGGGGGAUCAGGAAACUUUUUAUUCGAUAUCAUAAGGCAAGCAGCCGACGGGGCGGCGAGAGCGGCUGGGACGGUAUAUCGCGUGGUGGCAGGUACUCAAAGCCUCGGUCUAGGUCUAAGUGCUUCACGUGACCUAGGCCCGUCCCCUCCGCCUCAAACCCAAGCCGCCCCCGCCGCGCAGGCACCUGCACCUGCUAAUGCUCCUCCGCCAGCGCCAGCCGCCCCCGCCCCAGCCCCUGCGCCAGCAGCUGUCCAACCACCGCUUGUGGCCGGCAGUGGAUCAGCAACGCAAUCAUCACAACCUGGCAAUGCACCGGAUCCAAAUGCUGGGAGACAAGAUGCUAUUCAGGAGGCAGUACCUGGACCGGUCACCAGGCUCUUUGUCAUUGCCAAUCGGGGUCUCUCCAAUUUAAUUCAGGAUCUCAUUCUCCGUCUCGCAGCAACCAGUGAGCGUAUCGUGAACUUCAAGGCACGACUCAUCACUUCGAUCAUCUAAAAUGGCAGCGAGACACUGAUGAGCCGAGGGAGAUGAUUGAUUGGAUCGUGGGUACGACGAAUUUGACGACGAUAAGGGUCGUCCCUUGUACCCGGGAUCCCAGCAAAGAGACGUUGGAAUCGAUGAAUCAAUCCGCCAGGCAUUUCAACGCUUUCCUCAUCUUUUUUACUCUACUAUCACUCGUUUCCACUUCACACUCGAUUCCCCUUCAUCACUUUAUACUUUUGUAAUUACAUCAUCUACUUUUUCUUUAUCCUACCACUCCUCUUCUUUUCUUUUCUCUCCUCUGUAUUUCUAUUUCUGUUCUAUUACUUCAAUUUCUUCUAUAAAAAUUGUCCCUCUCUCACUCGAUUUCCUCAACAAACCAUCCGAGCGUGAAUUAAACUCGGCCACGUCGAUUCUGCAGAGAUGCAUGACAACAAGCCGCUAUUUUAACGAAAAAUGUUGUAUUUUAUUUUUAUUAUUCGAUUGACACUGUUGUUGAAGGAAAAAAACUGAUGAAAACUUGUAAAUAUUAUUUCCCAAGGGUAUUUUUGGGUUACUGCGUCCACUGCCUCUAUAAUGUACUUAUUACAAAAAUUGUUUGACUCCUUUUUUGAAGGAUUUUUUUUUUGUUUUUUGAUUAAAUCUAUUUUGCUUUUUAUUAUUAUUUUUUUUUUUCGAAUGGUAUUUUUUUUAUUGUAUGGAAAUUAUGGAAGAAGAGUCCCCCGUGAAUGUGCGAGCAAUCUGUGUAUGUAAAUCCCCCAUUAUUUUGUAGUGUAAAUAAAUAUGUUGAGUACGAAGUUGAA